Molecule: messenger RNA, 3832 nt
Organism: Micropterus dolomieu (smallmouth bass)
Lineage: Eukaryota; Metazoa; Chordata; Actinopteri; Centrarchiformes; Centrarchidae
Product: ephrin type-B receptor 1-like
Exons: 20
Coding region: 119-3202 (1027 amino acids)
Biological process (GO): axon guidance; cell surface receptor protein tyrosine kinase signaling pathway; protein phosphorylation
Cellular component (GO): plasma membrane; neuron projection
Molecular function (GO): ATP binding; transmembrane-ephrin receptor activity; protein binding
Source: RefSeq, a predicted model, not a curated record
CCAGUCCCCGUUGACACACGCGCACACACACAAAGACACACACGAGAGCUGAGAUGUGACUGUUCACCAGAGGAAUACUGCGUGUUUCUGAGGGAUUUUCUUUUCUGUCAGCCGGAUAAUGAGAGAGGACAGGCGGGGAAUAAUUUUGGCCAUGCAGGCCACUUGGGUCGCGGUGCUUCUCUGUGUGACUACUUCGGUCUGCGCUGUGGAAGAGACAGUGAUGGAUACAAGGACAGCGACAGCUGAGCUUGGCUGGAUAUCGUUCCCUGCCAAUGGGUGGGAGGAGGUGAGUGGCUAUGAUGAGAACCUCAACACCAUCAGGACAUACCAGGUAUGCAAUGUGUUUGAGCCCAGCCAGAACAACUGGCUCCUCACCACUUACAUUGACCGGCGGGCGGCACAACGCAUCUACGUGGAGAUCCGCUUCACUGUACGCGACUGUGCCUCCAUCCCCAGCGUCCUGGGCUCCUGCAAAGAGACGUUCAACCUGUACUACCUGGAGACCGACCGGACUGUGUCAGAAGGCAUCAAGGGGGUGGAGUACUGGGCCAAUGCUCCUUUUCUGAAAGUGGACACUAUCGCAGCAGAUGAGAGUUUCUCCCAGGUUGAUUUUGGAGGAAGGCUAAUGAAGGUGAACACAGAAGUUCGGAGUUUUGGGCCGCUGUCCAAAGGCAGAGGGUUCCACUUGGCCUUCCAGGAUCUCGGCGCUUGCAUGUCUCUUCUUGCUGUCAGAGUAUUCUACAAGAAGUGCCCCAGUAUAGUGCAGAACUUUGCUUUUUUCCCAGAGACACUGACUGGAGCAGAGUCCACGUCAUUAGUCAUCGCUAGGGGAAAUUGUAUCCCCAACGCUGAGGAAGUAGACGUGCCCAUAAAGCUCUACUGUAACGGCGAUGGAGAAUGGAUGGUACCCAUCGGCAGCUGCAGCUGCAAGGCGGGUUAUGAGCCAGACAAUGGCAACGUGUGUCGAGCUUGCCCUCAGGGCACCUUUAAGUCGUCCCAGGGGGCAGGAUUAUGUCAGCAAUGUCCGCUCAACAGUCGCUCUACCAUCGAGGCUGCCACCCUCUGCGGUUGUCGCAAUGGCUAUUACCGUGGAGACAUGGACAAACCGGAGGACGUGUGCACCAGUGUCCCUUCAGCUCCUCGCAACGUCGUCUCAGUUGUCAAUCAGACAUCGGUUAUGCUGGAGUGGCAUUCUCCACGUGACCUCGGACACCGUGAUGACCUGUCAUAUAAUGUCUUAUGCCGCCGGUGCCACAGCAGUGAGCGCCGGGCAUGUCAGCCGUGUGACGACAGCGUGGCAUUCGUUCCAGGGAAGCGAGGGUUAAAGGAAACAAGGGUGGAGAUCAGCAAGCUGCGGGCUCACACGUCAUACACCUUUGACAUACAGGCAGUCAAUGGAGUCUCCAACAAGAGCCCUUAUCCCGCCCAGCAACUGUCAAUCAACAUUACAACCAAUCAGGCUGCUCCCUCAGCAGUUCCCAUAAUGCACCAAGUGAGCUCAACGAGCCGCAGUUUCUCGUUGUCAUGGCCACCACCCGAACAGCCCAACGGGAUUAUCCUCGACUACGAGAUACGAUACUAUGACAAGUCCCAGUCAUCAGUGCUGAACAGUUCAGAGAUCCAGAGCGAAACACCCAGUGUUGUCCUGGAGGGUCUGAGGCCGGGGACCGGCUAUGUGGUUCAGGUGAGGGCCCGCACUGUGGCCGGCUACGGAGCCUACAGCAAGGAGAUGCUCUUCCAAACACUCACCGACGAUGAGUAUAAGUCAGAGCUAGGACAGCAGCUCUCCUUGAUUGCAGGCUCUUUGGUAGGUGGAGUGUGUAUCGUCUCACUGGUAGCUAUCGCCAUCAUCUGUACCAGAAGAAGGCAGUUGAAGGAGAGUGUUUACGGUGAUAAGCUGCAGCAGUACAACACAGGAGGAGAGGUGACUCUGAGGCCUGACAUGUUCAGUGGUCCCGCCCCCACUGUGACCUUUCCCAGCCUGUCCGAAGGUCACAGUUCACCAGGGGUCAAGAUCUACAUUGACCCUUUCACCUAUGAGGACCCCAACGAGGCUGUCCGGGAGUUUGCCAAGGAAAUCGACCCCUCCUGUGUCAAAAUAGAGGAGGUCAUUGGAUCAGGUGAGUUUGGGGAGGUGUACAAAGGUCGCCUCAAGCCUGUUGGGAAAAAAGAAAUUCCUGUGGCCAUCAAGACCCUGAAGGUUGGAUACUCUGAGAGGCAGAGGAGGGACUUCCUGGCUGAGGCAUCAAUAAUGGGCCAGUUUGACCAACCAAACAUUAUCAGACUGGAGGGCGUGGUCACCAAGAGCAGGCCUACGAUGAUCAUCACAGAGUUCAUGGAGAACGGAGCACUUGACUCGUUUCUCAGGCAAAACGAUGGGCAGUUCCCAGUGAUCCAGCUGGUUGGUAUGCUGAGGGGCAUCGCGUCUGGAAUGAGGUACUUGGCGGAAAUGAGUUAUGUUCACCGGGACCUGGCUGCUCGGAACAUCUUGGUUAACAGUAACUUGGUGUGUAAGGUGUCUGACUUUGGCUUAUCACGAUAUCUGGAGGAGGACACCUCGGACCCCACCUACACCAGCUCACUGGGUGGUAAAAUCCCAGUGCGAUGGACGGCUCCGGAGGCGAUCGCCUACAGGAAGUUCACGUCGGCUUCAGAUGUCUGGAGUUAUGGGAUCGUCACCUGGGAGGUGAUGGCAUAUGGAGAGAGGCCUUACUGGGACAUGAGCAACCAAGAUGUGAUAAAUGCCAUCGAGCAGGACUUCAGGCUGCCAGCCCCAAUGGACUGUCCAGUAGUGCUGCACCAGCUGAUGCUGGACUGCUGGCAAAAAGACAGAAACGCACGGCCAAAGUUCCCCGAUAUUGUCAGCAUGUUGGACAAAAUGAUACGCAACCCUGCAUCUCUCAAAGCCGGCACCAACAAUGUCGCCCCUGGUCCUUCUCAUCAUCCUUUGUUAGACCGUGGAGCUCCGGACCUGAGCAGGGUGAGCUCUGUGGAAGACUGGCUGGCUGCACUGAAGAUGACCCAAUACCGAGACUCCUUCAUGGGCUCAGGCUUCACUUCUUUGCCGCUCAUCACACAAAUCACAGCAGAAGAUCUUCAGAGGAUUGGUGUGUCUCUAGCCGGACACCAGAAGAAAAUCCUGACCAGUGUUCAGUCAAUGAGGCACAACAUCGAUGACCAGUCUCCUACUGAAUCUGUGUAGCCACACAGGGGAGCGAUACAGUAUGAAAUAUUUGACGUGUGUACAGUCUGAAUGAGCAGGCUGACAUCUUUACGCUUUGGUUUUCCCCUCAUACACUUCAGUUUGCUGGUCUUGGAGAUCUAAACCACUUUACAUGUUUUUAACAACCACUGUGGCCAUUUAUUUGUCUGCAUGGCCUCAGCAGUCACCAGGUCCCUCCUUCAGUCAUCGGACAGACUUAUCUCAUACAAUUUAGCUUUCCAAAUUGAUUUAAACUAUAUACUUCUCUGAAUGAAUUCAAUGCGGCGUUAGUGAAAGAGAAAAUACAGGGCAGACAUGAUUUAUGAUUGAAAACAAAAAACUCUAUGUGUCUGAGCUUUUCGGUCUCUAAGUGGUACAAUCACAAACACAGAUUUCCUCUCACCCAAAAUCUGCCGGCAGGAUAACUUUUACUUCCAUGAUUGAAAACUAAAGACCAGUUUUUACCAGCUUCACUGUUCAAGGACAACAUGGACUGGUUAUUAUCCAAGGAUACAUCACACAAACUACUACUGCUACUGUGAAGAGGAAACUGAAUGAACAGACAUUUAUAUGAAAGGAUAAAAACUGGACCAAAAGCCUGAAAAAAGUCUUUAAAGCAGUGUUUCUGGA